AUGCCACCGCGGCCCUCGUGCUCCUCCCAAUAUCCCCUUUCCGCUGCCCGCUUCCUUUCCCGUCGCCCGAUUCCCUUUUCGCGCCCGGAAUCCCAUUUCCCGCCGCCCUACCGCCCUUUCCCGCCGUUCGAUCCCCCUGUCGCGCCGCCGGAUUUCCGUUCCCGCCGCCAGAUUCCCGUUCACGCCGCCCGCUUCCUCUUUCCCGUCGGCCAAAGCGCCUUCCCGCCGCCCGACUCCCAUUUCCCGCCGCCCGACUCCCCUUCCCGCCUCCCUAUUCCUCUUUCCGUCGCCCGAAUCCCCUUCCCUCCCUUCCCUCCCUCCUCUCCCUUCCCUCCCUUCACUCGUGCCUCCCUUCCCUCCCUUCUCGACCUUCCCUCCCGUCUCUCCCUUCCCUCCGUUCCCUCCUUUCCCACCAACCCCUCCCUUCUCCCCCGUCUCUCCCUUCCCUCCCUUCCCUCUCAUCCCUCCUUGCAAUCACCUGUCUAUCCCGUCCCUACCUUCUCUCCUCGUCCCGCCUCUUAUUCUCCCAUCCCGCCUUCCCUUCUCCUUGUUCCGCCUUCCCCAUUUCCCAUUCACGCCUCCCAUCACCUUUCCCUGCCUUCCCAUCUCCCAUUCACGCCUCCCAUCACCUUUCCCUGCCUUCCCAUCUCCCAUUCACGCCUCCCAUCACCUUUCCCUGCCUUCCCAUCUCCCAUUCACGCCCCCCAUCACCUUUCCCUGCCUUCCCGUCUCCCAUUCACGCCUCCUAUCGCCUCCAUUCUUAUUCAGCCUCAUCUCAUGUCACCAUGCUCGCAUUUACCCUCCCUAUCCAGCCUCUCCCUAAGCUCCCCUCCAUCCGCCUUCCAACCCACUGCCACCCCUCCGUCCCAUUUUGCCUCCUUCCAUCCCCCACCUCACCCACAUACUCCCAUCUCAUCUCCCCUCCCCCUACCAGGGGCAUUCUUCUCCCUUCCCUCCCCUACCCCUUAUUUCACCCUCCCCUACCAAGGGCGCUCUGCUCACAACCUGCCCCUCCAGGUGGGGUGCCUUCCUGACUGCGCUUCCUACGAUUUCAAUGGGAAAGGCAGGGGAGCGUGGCAUCGGCCACGAGCAAAGCAUCUUCAAGCCUCUGGGUAG
This is a messenger RNA of Closterium sp. NIES-65, 1116 nucleotides long. Lineage: Eukaryota; Viridiplantae; Streptophyta; Zygnematophyceae; Desmidiales; Closteriaceae. The record is from the annotation of a GenBank genome assembly.